Pedinophyceae sp. YPF-701 is the source of this 3084-nucleotide messenger RNA. Lineage: Eukaryota; Viridiplantae; Chlorophyta; Pedinophyceae. The record is from the annotation of a GenBank genome assembly.
AUGCAGCUAUUUUCGGAGUUCCGGCCCAGCGAUGCGGGCUCGGGGAGAGCCACGUUACAGUAUCCGUCCGAUUUCGGGAUCGGUGGCCUCGAGGUGUUCACGGAGGGCAAGGCCUGUGCGGAGGGCCACUUUCACGUCCAGGUGCUAGGGAGCCCCUACUGGAUUUCAGUUCAGAUCCUGUGCGCGACGCUGGUGACGUUCGUCGACCUGAUCGCGUUCGCCGCCUCGGAAGACGAGACCGCCGCCCGUCUCUGGCUGCUGCUCGCGGUCCCGCCGCUCGUCCUCAUGGCGGUCGACCUCGGCGGCCGGUGGGCGCGUGCGAAGGCUGCGCCGGCCCCUGCCGCCCCCAACCGGCAGCCGAGCGCCCGGCCGAAGAACUCGCUGCAGCACAUCAGCAGGACAUCCGACGCGGGGAUCAGCGCGCACCAGCGGACAGACAGCAACAUGCCGCCGUGCCUCCCUUCCGUCGCCCCCGUCGCCGACGUCCUGCAGUCCAUCGACCGCCACCGCGCGGCCGUCCUGCACCAGCCGCGGUCCAGCGUGAACCACGCGGCGAUCCACCGCGACCCGCCCGCCAGCUGCACUGGGCGGCGCGUCACGGACAGCGCCCUCGUCGAGUCGCAGCACGCGCUCUCUGCGCACAACGCUCCAGGCCUGUCGGUGGCCUGGGACACUGGAGGCACGAACCGGUUCUCCGGUCCGUCGGACAAGGGGGAUUGCGCGGUGCGCGCGCCCCCGGCUCCGGCGGGCAGGGAGCUGCGCGGCCUGUCGCCGACGACGGCGCUCGCGGCGGACACGCUCUCGGUGUGCGGGCCUGCGGUGGGCGUGGCGCUGCUGGCGUGGAUACGGGGGUUCGCCGCGGAGCACGGCGGGGGCGACGUGGGGGAUCUGCGGGCCGCGCUCGAGACGGUCCACCGGGUGUGGCUGCUGGCGGGGGCGCUGCUCCUUCCGCUGGCGGCGCUCAAGGUGCUGGUGGUGUACUGGCACGGGCGCGUAGUGCGCGCGCAGGGGCCGUCGAUGAGCAUGCAGAUGCGCGUCGUGGUCAUGCGCACGGCGCAGGGGUCUCUUUGGACCGGCCUGGCCUCCGUCCUCGCCGUCCUCGUGCUCCUGCAGGCGGUUUUUCAGGGCUUGAGCGACGCCCGCUACGUGGCAGACAACGCCAACGGCCUCCUGGCCUCUCUCGCACGCGCCGCCCCCGCGGACCUGGAACGGUUCGCGGCCGCGUCGGCGCCGUCGUGGCGCGACCGCACGGGCGACGCGAUCGGCGCGGUGUGGUCCGGCGCGCGUGUGCUGUGGUUGGCGGACCCAGCGAGCAACGCCCCGUUCCCGACGACGACGCUCCCCGGCACUGCGCCCUCGCUGGCGGCCGCGAUCGACUGGGACGGCGCGUUCGCGUACCACCUCGAGCGCAGCGUGCACGUGCGGCUCGUGGCGUUCGUCGCGGCCGCGUCCCUCGUGGCGCUCUCCACGGUCGCCGCGGCCAACGUGGUGUGCGCGCCCUUCCAGUCGCUGGUCGCGCGGUUCCUGGAGGCCGCGCGCAGCGUCGACAGCGAGACGCGGCGGUCCGAGGUGGCGUGCAGCGACCCGAACGCCGUGCUGGACCGCGCGCUGCAGACGAUGGUGGCGCUGUCGCACCAGCAGCAGGGCGGCGCGGCGGUCAUCGGGCGGCUCAAGGAGUCCCUGCCGCGCCCCGGCGACGUGAGCGAGUGGGCCACGGUCCUCGUCGGCCGCGAGCAGGCCAUGCUCCCGCCCCCCUCGCGCGGCCGGCCCGCUCGCGGCAGCCUGCUUGGGCAACACUCGCGCAUCAUCGCGGGGCUCGCCGGGGCUGCGCCGGCGGCCAGCAAGGCGCCGCACCUGGUCAAGAUCGACAGCGUCGACUGGGACCCGCUCGAGCUCGACGCCGACUCGCUGCGCGAGAGCGUCGUCGAGAUGUUCCGCCGCCUGCGUCUGCUGUACCCGGAGCGCGACGGCGCGGGCGCGCAGGAGACGGCGGAGCGCAUGGCUGCGAGCGGGCUGAUCAGUGUCGUGCGCCUCGAGGCGCUGAUCGACCACCUCGCGCCGCUGUACGACACCGGGAACGACUACCACAACUGGCGGCACGCGGUGGACGUGACGCACACGCUGUUCACCAUCAUCCUCACGACGCCCGUGCUGCAGCGGCGCCUGACGCGCCUCGACCGCCUCGCGCUGAUGGUGGCCGCGCUCGGGCACGACGUGUGCCACUCGGGCACCAACAACCAGUUCCUGAUCGACACCAACGCGCCCGUGGCGCUGGCGUACAACGACCGCUCCGUGCAGGAGAACAUGCACGCCGCGACGCUCUUCCAGCUCAUGGCCAACAACCCCGAGGCCAACGUCUUCGCCGACCUCCCGCGGAAGACGGCGGCCGCGGUGCGCCGCACCGUCGUCGGGGCCAUCCUCGCCACCGACAUGGCGCGGCACUUCGACCUCGUCGCGCGGCUCGAGGCCGCGGUGGAGACCCGCCGCCGCGGCGCGCGCUCCGCGGAGCACGAGGCGCAGGAGCACGCCCUGAUCAUAGAGUCGCUGAUGCACCUCGCGGACCUGGGGCACUCGUUCAAGCCGUUCGACGACACCUGCGAGUGGACGCAGCGCCUCAUGCAGGAGUUCUUCAGACAGGGCGACAUGGAGCGCGAGAUCGGCAUGCAGCCCUCGCCGCUGAUGCAGCGCGAGUCGCUGUACGUCCCGGCGGCGCAGCUGGACUUUUAUCAGGUGGUGCUGCUGCCGUACACCGCGGCCAUGGUGCGCCUGGUUCCCGGCCUGAGCCGGCUCCUGCACGUCCUGCAGCGCAACUUCGAGCUCUGGGCGGGCAUCGUGGAGCACGACCAGCGCGCCGCGCGGGCCGCCCAGGAGCAGGGCAUCAGCCGCAUCGAGUGCGACUCGGUGCUCGGCUCGCCCUCGGGCUCGGAGCGCGUCUUCGCGGGCAACAUGGCGAUGACCUCCCAGUACUUCACGCCCGCUGCGAUCAACGAUAACGUGGCAGAGGAGGUCCAGAAAAUCGACGUCGAGAAUCGCAAGGCGCACGUCAGGCGCGUCGUGGAGGACUGCCUUGGAAUCACCUCGUGA